AGCAUGCACCACCGGAACGACUCCCAGCGGCUGGGGAAGGCUGGCUGUCCGCCAGAGCCGUCGUUGCAAAUGGCAAAUACUAAUUUCCUCUCCACCUUAUCCCCCGAACACUGCAGACCUUUGGCGGGGGAAUGCAUGAACAAGCUCAAAUGCGGCGCUGCUGAAGCAGAGAUAAUGAAUCUCCCCGAGCGGGUGGGGACUUUUUCCGCUAUCCCGGCUUUAGGGGGCAUCUCAUUACCUCCAGGGGUCAUCGUCAUGACAGCCCUUCACUCCCCCGCAGCAGCCUCAGCAGCCGUCACAGACAGUGCGUUUCAAAUUGCCAAUCUGGCAGACUGCCCGCAGAAUCAUUCCUCCUCCUCCUCGUCCUCCUCGGGGGGAGGUGGCGGAGCCAACCCGGCCAAGAAGAAGAGGAAAAGGUGUGGGGUCUGCGUGCCCUGCAAGAGGCUCAUCAACUGUGGCGUCUGCAGCAGUUGCAGGAACCGCAAAACGGGACACCAGAUCUGCAAAUUUAGAAAAUGUGAAGAGCUAAAGAAAAAACCUGGCACUUCGCUAGAGAGAACACCUGUUCCCAGCGCUGAAGCAUUCCGGUGGUUCUUUUAAAGCAGUAGUGUAUCUUAUUUUCAAGGCAUUUUGGAAACGAAGGGCAAACUAAUGUCUUGUUUUAAGAAACCACUUAGUCCACCAUUGAAGAAAAUAUCCAGAAAUUAUUUUCAUUUUAUGUAUAGGGGUUUCUUCAAAAAACAAGAGGAAAAGAAAAGAAAAAAAAAGACAUAAAAUUAACAGGGAAGCUUUGGAAAUUGGCCAGUUUAUUUACUUUCAAUACACUGAUUCUUCCUUUGAUGUAAUUCAGCUAUACUAGUGAAGUUGUUGUCUAUUUUGAAAGUGGCUGUAAAAAGAAAAAAAUAAGUUUGGGUAACCCCCGACUGUAAAAUCAUGUAUCUUUGCAAAGUACAUAUCUAUACUUCAUUUUCAAAUAUAUGUGAUUCAGUACUGUAAACUGUACAGAUAGCAGCUUGUAUUUUGUGUGUUUAGACACAAGGAGACAAUCAUGUCUGAGCAUCUCUGGAGAUUAACAGUUUGUACACAACAAUAUGGUUCUGCAAGUUAAAUCUGGAGCAAUAAAUUUUAGCUUUAAAUAUUUUUGCCAGUGGUUUGUAGAAGCAGCGGCAACACUGGUGGUAAUUCCUGCAUCUUUCUGUAGAGACUCGGUGGCCGGUUUUACAAGACUAAGAGAUAACGCUGCAUCCAGCAGUUACCUUCAAAUGUGUCAAUGUAAGAGGGGAAGCUACUGUGAAGGUUUCAAUGGAUCUUUUGAGCACUAUAUUAGAGUAGUGGUUAUGCACUUGCGUUGCUUACAAACGAGCUGUACAGAGGGUAUACCUCCAAAUACUUAGUGUAGUUGACUUGUUUGGGUUGCACUGUAAGGGGAGUACUCAGAAUAGUUGGGAAUUGCAGAAUCAGUUGUAUAAAUUUUUUUAAUUAAAAAAUUGUUUCCUAGGCUGAAGUUAUCAGAUCAUAGAAAGAGACAGUCAUGCCUGACAAUUUUUUUUUCCUAGCCACACACAGUCUGUCCAAGCUUUUUGGCUAUUUGUUUAUUCAUUUGCUUUGGGGAGAGGUAGGAAAGAUAAAAACAGAAGAGUCUUCAAAUGUUUUAAUUCCAUGUAUGACAUUGAAUGGGCAGGUUGAAAACAAUCCUUGAAUGCAUCAAAGCUUACUUUAAGGCAUGGCUGGGCAUAGUUUCAAGUUAAAAAUAAUUAAAGACAUCCAUUAAAGUGAGGUGGUUUUUUUUGUUUCUUUACUUUCCUUUCCAUAGCCUCUCAGUUGGACGAGUGUUCUUCCCCUGGCCUCUCAGAGGAACACCCACUGCUUCCAUUCCCAUUCUUAUCCCAGGAUGCUUUCUUUCCAUAAAGCAAGGCCACAGUGAGAGGAAUUUCAUAAAAGACGAGACAGCUGACCCCCAGGAUGCUUAGAACCCAGGAGCCUCGUCCCGUAAGAUUGGGUUUUCCUAGGACAGUUGUAUUUCUUAAAGGAUGCCUAUCCCAUUAAAACAAAUACUUUAAUUUUUUUCUUAAAAUUAGACUGUAAGGGUCAGUUUCAGGAAUAAAACAUGGUUUAGUAAAAACACAUGGAAUAGCAGAGUUGCCAUGUACUCAUAUCUUUGUUUUAUCUGCCUGUCAAAGCAGUGAGUGAGAAGAAAGACAACAGAAAAAGGGUGGUGGUAGAGCAGUGAGGACUUCAAAGUGUAACGUGCUCCAAAAUCUUUUAGUUUUGAAUAGGAAAUAAGAUUACAGUUUUUUUCUAAGGGCGGGUCAAGUACAGUGUCACCGGGGCACCUUGAUGAGAGCAGAGUGAGUUUCUAUGAUGCCAGUGCGGGAUACCAGUGGGAUGAAUGUGCCUAGCUAGCAUACCAACGCCUAGUCUGCAGUAUGGUCAAGCAGUCUCUGUGAGGAAAAUGCAUUAUGUAUUACACCCGCCUGUGUUUAGAGAAAGGAAUGAAAUCAUCAGAAGCUAAAAUGGGCUGUAUAUUACUUUUGAGAUAGCUUUCUACUCCAUGUGUAUUCCUUAGAGGGUUGGUGGUUAUCAUUUCUGCUUCUGCUGGAGGACCAAUGAGUGCUGUAUGAGUUCUUCAUUGUCCCAUUGUUUCUUUUCUUCUCUCUCUCCCUCUGUCUUUACAAUUUUUAUUUUACUUUAUUAUUUUUGCCAAUGUGUUACCUAUGGGUAUGUGGAAACUUAUUUUCACACUUGAAUGGGAAGCUUCCCUUGCAUUUGUAAAAAUGAUUACAAAUGAAACAAAGUUCUUUUCAAACUGUAUUAGGCACACAAUAGGGACGUCAUAGCAACAUACGGACAGUCAAAAACUCAAGGUGGUAUUGCAUGUCUUGAUGUAUUCUGUUUUUUUAGACUUUUGUGUUUUGUUUUUUUAAGACAGUGAAUAUGUGUAUUGUAAAUGUGUGUUUCAUAUGGCAGUUCAUUUAUUUUUAAUGAAAAGAAUGUGUUACUAUAAUGAGCAGUGUGGCCUUUUUCUUUAAUUCUUACAUUUUGUUAUUUACGGUAAUUUCUUUUGUGCCACAUACUUUAUAUUUUCCCUUAAAAUCAUUUUACAAAAUAUAGGGUACAUAUACAGUUCUCACUGGUUAUGGUAAAGAAAUUAUCCUAGAUUCCCUCUAGUUUUCUUUCUCAAGUGUUGGUGCAUAGACAACUUGUAGCCUUAGGGCAGUGAGUUAACGGUGUGCAUUUUCCUUAUUCCAAAAUAUCAGUGAAACAUAACCUUUAACAGUUGCUCACUCUGUGUUUCAUUCUUCAUAUCAAGGAAAGUUAGAAAUUAGCCAUCAGAUUGUAGGUUGUAUAUAUGCAACUUAAAAAUUACACCUCAGAUAUUGCUAAGGUUAUUAGAAAAAUUCACACACACACAAGAGUUCAGUCAUCAGUGGAUGUCUUGUCCUGGCGACAUUUGAGAGAAGCACAGGAGAAUAUAUGGGCUAUUGACACCUGCAGUACUAAGUAAAUGUUCCUCUUAGUAGCCCUCAGCACUCUGGUAAUACCACAAUGCAGAGCUGCCUUCUCUGACCUUCAGACUAAGGUGAGUUUCUUUCUAGUGGCCUCCAUCUGUCCUCAUACAAGCAGAAGCAUGUUCACAAAGCAGUAGUGAAUCCAUCCCUUGGACACAAAUAGAAUCAUCGUCCCCCUAAGAUAUGCAGAUAUAAGAAGUCUCCUGGUUGCUUAACCCCCAACUUUCAGUUUCCUUCUGAGCAAUCCAAGGGAGUGGAAGACGAUGGGCUUGCUAUGACUUAAUAUUAAGUAAUCACUAAAAGAAAGAAAUGUUCCAUCCCUUGUCAGAAACCCUGGCAUGGACGUUGUUCAAUUAGUGCUAUAGCAUAUAAAGCCUUGAAGCUGAUAGUAUCAGUAAUCAAAGAAUGAAAAGAGGGGCACAGUUAAAUGAAUGCAUGAUUCAGGGUCAAAUAUGUUGAGCAGAAAGCUGUAGUGGGUCUUUGAUCAUGGUGAGAUUCACAGCAAUAGCAAACAGUUGGUUCCCACGAAGCAGCUAAACGUUUCAGAUUUUGUUUUUAUUCCAUUUGGCGUUUCACACUGAGAUCUGUAUUCCUAGUGAAUGAAGCACAGCUACUGUGUUCCGAGGGAUUCCAUUUCAUGAUGGCCAAAUAGAUAUUUCAGGAUGUGGGUCUCAAAGUGUACUCCUUUACUGGUGUCCUCCCGUUCCGAACUGUGCAGUUAUCGGUUACAUUUUCUAAUAGAUAUUUGUGUAAAGGUGUAUGUAAGCGUGUGCAGUUAUUUAAAAAAGCAGUUUUGGAAAACAGUGUAUUUAUUGAAGAAAAAAAUCACUUAUGGGGCAUGUACAAAACUGUAAAAAAAAUUAAAAAUCACUUCAAUUUUCCCAGUAAAGUUGUUUUUGUGAAAUUUCUGUGUUGUUAA
Messenger RNA from Myodes glareolus (Bank vole), 4428 nucleotides. NCBI's taxonomy places the organism in Eukaryota, Metazoa, Chordata, Mammalia, Rodentia, Cricetidae. The record is from RefSeq and is a predicted model, not a curated record.